Messenger RNA from Phytomonas sp. Hart1, 1773 nucleotides. Lineage: Eukaryota; Euglenozoa; Kinetoplastea; Trypanosomatida; Trypanosomatidae. The record is from the annotation of a GenBank genome assembly.
AUGUCGAGCAGUCCUCCAAGCUUUCCAAGUUCGUUUCGAGAGCGCUUUAGCUCGACCAAGCGUCUAGCUGCCAUUAUUGUUUACCCACGCGAGUGCACGGGCAUCGUUCUCAAGGCACUGCGGGGUAUGCUUUUCGCGCAGCGCGGGGUGCGUAGCGUAGUAAACAUCAACCUUCCCCAAGGACUGUUAGAGGGGAAAACGACAACGACCGAUAGCUCUGAGUGUACAGGAGAAAAAAUGGAGAAAGUAAAAGAGGCCAGGUUGUUUCUCCUUGAUCCCGUCAUGUUUCCCGUAUCACAGUGGCAGUCCUUGCCGUUUUCGUCGUCUGGGGAGGUUUUGCCGGAGCUAUUUUCUCUGCCGCUUUCCCCCGAAGAGAACAAGGCGGAGCGUUUAACGCUUCCGCGAAAUCUGUUGGAUAGGCUGAACAGCGCCGCUAGCGAAUGCGAUGGAGCUCAGAGACUUUAUGUAGGGACCACAACGUACGAUAUGACGCUUUCCUAUGCAAACUACACGAUGCCAGAGAUUUUGAGCACGAUUUUUUCCUCCACCCCUGUCGAUUCUCCUUCUAGUGAAGGGACCCUUGCUAAUUCUUCCGUUGCGCAUCCGGCCGGGGAAAAGGCGAAGGAGGAGUUGACGGCGCUGAGCGGUUUUGAGCAGGUCGGGCAUAUCGCCCACGUCAACCUCUCAAAGGCUCAUGCGGGGUUUAAAUUUAUCAUCGGUCAAGUUAUUUUGGAUUGCAAUCCUACCGUAACGGUAGUGGUGAAUAAGCUAGACGCGAUUUCAAGCGUCUACCGCGAGUUCGCGAUGGAGGUGAUCGCGGUGCGCGACAAUGCCUCCACGAAUUUAUCACCAACGCCUUCUUCCUCCAUGGUUAAUAGCGUUUCCGAGAGUGCGGAGGAAUUAAAUAAGCUCCUGACGGCGACGGUCCGGCAGCACGGGUGCGUUUUUCGCGUUCCGUACAAUCGAGUUUACUGGAAUUCGCGGCUUAGUCAUGAGCACACACGCCUAGUAAACAGUUUUCACCCAGGAGAAAUUCUUUAUGAUGUGAUGGCAGGGGUAGGACCCUUUGCUAUUCCCGCGGCUCGGAAUGGUGUCGUCGUUUAUGCGAACGAUCUCAAUCCCGCAGCUUCGGAGUUUAUGAAGAUUAACGCAAAGCUUAACCAUAUUAAAGAGUUUGCGAAAGAUGAUGAAAAGGACUCCACUGCGGGAAUACGGAUUUUCAACAUGGAUGGGAGGGAAUUCUUGAAAAGUGUGGUUUACCGUAGUGUGAUGCCGGCGAAAGACCAGCUAUCGCAUCCUGAUGGGGCUCAUGGGACGUGUAGUAUUUCUCCUCCUCGACGGCGACAUGUUGUGAUGAAUUUACCCGCCCUAGCGGUUGAGUUUUUGGAUGUUUUCUCGCUCACGAAUGUGGAAAGCCCAUGGUCGCAGCGACCCAAAGACGGUACGACGGACUCUGCGGACUGGAAUUUAACGAUUCACGUAUAUUGCUUUUCCUCCGCGCCCGAUGUUUUGACGGAUGCCGUACAGCAGGUUGAGCAUCAUUUGGGGUUUUCGCUUCCGGAGGAAAAUAAAAAAUCGGUGCUUAUGGUGCGCGAUGUGGCGCCGUCUAAGCGCAUGGUUUGCGUGAGCUUUACCCUGCCUUCUUUUUUCUCGCAAAGUCGAACGGCAACGGUGGCUCCUUUAAGCUUGCAGCCUAAUACUAACGCGAAAGACGUCAAUGUCGUCGAGCAAGAGGGGGAAAAUCUUUCAAAGAUACGUAAAUUGGAGUCAUGA